AUGGCACCCGUCGCCAUCGCAGCUGAGACACAUGCCCCCGUCUUCAACAAGAAGCGGGAUGGCCACGCUCUUGAGGAGCUCUCCGACGCCAUCGAUGAGGUUAACAUCCUCAAGGCCAACAUGAAGCAGGAAGAGAAGGGUCUGUAUGAGGAGUCCGAGUUCGACAAAAACAAGGACAAGACUGCCUUCCGCCAGUAUGAAGACGCUUGCGACCGCGUCAAGAACUUCUACAGGGAGCAGCACACCAAGCAGACCGUCGCCUACAACCUCAAGGCCCGCCACGAGUUCCACAGCAAGACCCGCGCCGAGCUGACUGUCUGGGAGGCCAUGGAGAAGCUGAACACCCUCAUCGACGAGUCUGACCCCGACACCAGCCUCUCCCAGAUCGAGCAUUUGCUGCAGUCCGCCGAGGCCAUCCGCCGCGACGGCAAGCCCCGCUGGAUGCAGCUGACUGGUCUGAUCCAUGACCUGGGCAAGCUGCUGUUCUUCUUCGACGCCCAGGGCCAGUGGGACGUGGUGGGCGACACCUUCCCCGUGGGCUGCGGCUUCGACGAGCGCAUCAUCUACGGCCGUGAGUCGUUCAAGGACAACGAGGACUUCGAGCACCCUGUCUACGACACCAAGUUCGGCAUUUACAGCCCCGGUUGUGGCCUGGACAAGGUCAUGCUCUCCUGGGGCCACGACGAGUACCUCUACCACAUCGCCAAGGAGCAGUCUACCCUGCCCGACGAGGCCCUCGCUAUGAUCCGCUACCACUCCUUCUACCCCUGGCAUAACGCUGGCGCCUACCAUGAGUUGAUGAACGAUCAUGACAAGGAGAUGCUCCGCGCGGUCAAGGCGUUCAACCCCUACGAUUUGUACAGCAAAAGCGAUGGUAUCCCUAGUGCUGAGGAGCUGAAGCCUUACUACAUGGAGCUCAUUAAUGAGUACUUCCCCAACAAGGUUAUCCGCUGGUAA
Molecule: messenger RNA, 957 nt
Organism: Penicillium canariense
Lineage: Eukaryota; Fungi; Ascomycota; Eurotiomycetes; Eurotiales; Aspergillaceae
Product: inositol oxygenase
Exons: 1
Coding region: 1-957 (318 amino acids)
Biological process (GO): inositol catabolic process
Cellular component (GO): cytoplasm
Molecular function (GO): inositol oxygenase activity; iron ion binding
Source: RefSeq, a predicted model, not a curated record